Messenger RNA from Nerophis lumbriciformis (worm pipefish), 1002 nucleotides. The record is from RefSeq and is a predicted model, not a curated record. NCBI's taxonomy places the organism in Eukaryota, Metazoa, Chordata, Actinopteri, Syngnathiformes, Syngnathidae.
AUGGCUCUGGGCCAGAUAACGGUCUGGGCGGGGUUACUUUACGUAUUUCCGGCGUUGCUUUUGCACUGGGAGCGUGGGUUUGGCUGGGCACGAUCAGAGAUUACCGGCGCUAUUACCGUGGCGAUCUUGCUGUCUGCGUUCAUCGCGCCAGUGGUUGGCAGGUGGAUAGACGGCGGUAAAGGACCGCAGGUCAUGGGUUUCGGUACCAUUCUUGGUGCCUCCGCGCUGUUUUCGCUGUCCUUUGUAUCCGCGCUCUGGCAGUUCUACCUAUGCUGGUCGGUCAUCGGGCUGGCGCUGGCCUGCGCUUUGUAUGAGCCCUGUUUUGCGAUCGUCACACGCUGCCGCGGCACGCAGGCUAAAUCCGCCAUUAUCUCGAUCACCGUGCUCGCCGGUUUUGCCGGCGCACUGAGCUUUCCGUUGGCACAUGCGCUGACAGAGCACUACGGCUGGCAAAAUUGUGUGCGUAUUUUCGCCGCCGUCGUCUUGUUUGUAUCGGCACCGGCGUUGUGGAAGGCCGCAAGUCUACUUGAAUCGGCAAUCGAACCUGACAUGACCGCAGACGGUGAAGGGAAGCUUGCAGCACCACUGCGCCUGACACGGAUGCCGUUGUUCUGGUUACUCGCGGUGAGCUUUUCCCUGCUUGGCGUGGUCCACGGGGUCACCCUGCAUCAUCUGCUGGCGAUUCUCGACCAUCGCAGCGUCGCCAAAGAGCUGGCGGUGACCAUCGCUGCCUUUAUCGGUCCAAUGCAGGUCACAGGGCGACUGAUCAUGACGGUAUUUGCACCCCACGUCAGCAACCACGGCGUCGCAGUGUUUUGCUAUCUUUCUAUGGGCCUGGCGAUUGCGAUUCUUGCCGUUGCCGGCACUAAUCCGUCAUUACUGGUGGGGUUUGUCAUUGCCUUCGGCUGCAGCUAUGGCAUCUCGCAAUUCGGCGUGAAAUCCGGGGCUCUUGCGCUGGUGUACCUGAUCGGCAGCGCCUGUGCUCCGCUGCUGGAUCAUUGA